Haemonchus placei is the source of this 417-nucleotide messenger RNA. The record is from the annotation of a GenBank genome assembly. Lineage: Eukaryota; Metazoa; Nematoda; Chromadorea; Rhabditida; Trichostrongylidae.
GCUGGUACGCUUGUGCUGAUCUCACAUGACGUUGCUGAUAUUCUACUGGAAUUCGGUAAACUUACCCGAUACGACAGGAAUCUCAAAAGUCUGACGAAUGGUUGCUUUGUUGUGUUUUUGACUGGAUGGAUUUUAACCCGUUUGGGAUACUAUCCGCUCGUUCUCGUCCGUUCCGCUCUGUUCGAGGCAGCCGAUUUGAUCCAACCUGAUUAUGAGUUGUUGGACUUAACUCAGGUCCCUUACGCUCCACGCCUCAUCAUCCUCAUGCUCUUCGCUCUGCUUGUUCUUCAUAUAUUUUGGACCAUCAUCAUUCUGAAGAUUGUCGUAAAAACCAUUACUCAAGGAGAAGCGGGUGACGUUCGCUCAGAUUCUGAACUUUCGGACAAGGAGGAUACUGAGAAGCUAAUUAAGGUAUAA